This is a messenger RNA of Dipodomys spectabilis (banner-tailed kangaroo rat), 15336 nucleotides long. RefSeq names its product HYDIN axonemal central pair apparatus protein (gene Hydin). The transcript has 85 exons. The coding region runs from base 16 to 15333 and encodes 5105 amino acids. The record is from RefSeq and is a predicted model, not a curated record. Gene Ontology annotation, cellular component: axoneme. NCBI's taxonomy places the organism in Eukaryota, Metazoa, Chordata, Mammalia, Rodentia, Heteromyidae. Gene Ontology annotation, biological process: axonemal central apparatus assembly; cilium movement.
AGACAAUAACAAAAAAUGGCAAGUAAAAGACUUGAGGAGUCCCUGGGGGCUGUUCAGAUGGGGUUAAUCAAAAUGCUCCAAGGAUUCCACAGCAAAGUUUUGCCACCCAUGAGUCCGAAAGUGGUUACAGAAGAAGAAGUGAACCGCAUGCUGACACCCUCGGAGUUCCUGAAGGAAAUGUCCCUCACUACAGAAGAGAAAUUGGCAAAUACACAUUGUAUGUGUCGGCCACGGGUCAUUGAACUCUUAGACAUGGGAGAAACAACACAUCAGAAGUUUUCAGGAAUUGACUUGGAUCAGGCAUUAUUCCAGCCCUUUCCAUCAGAAAUUAUAUUUCAGAACUAUGCUCCCUGCGAAGUCUAUGAAGUUCCAUUGGUUUUGAGGAACAACGACAAGAUUCCAAGGAUGGUUAAAAUUGUUGAGGAAAGUUCACCUUACUUUAAAGUUAUCAGCCCCAAAGAUAUUGGCCACAAAGUAGCUCCUGGAGUACCAUCCAUAUUUCGAAUCCUCUUCACUCCAGAGGAGAACAAGGAUUAUGCCCAUAUGUUGACUUGUAUAACUGAAAGAGAGAAGUUUAUUGUACCCAUCAAAGCUAGAGGUGCAAGAGCCAUCCUGGAUUUUCCUGAUGAUCUGAAUUUUUCCACUUGCCCUGUCAAAUACAGCACUCAGAAGAUUCUGCUGGUGCGAAACAUUGGCAACAAAGAUGCAGUGUUUCAUAUCAGAACGUGCAGGCCUUUCUCUGUGGAGCCAGUGGAUGGAACUCUUAAUGUGGGGGAGUCCAUGCAACUGGAAGUCAACUUUGAGCCACAGAAUGUGGGUAAUCACGACCAAAAACUUAUAAUCAAUUAUGACACAGGUGAAACUGUAUUUGUCUGUCUCUAUGGAGCUGCCAUAGACAUGAAUAUACGGCUGGACAAAAAUUCUUUGAUCUUGGAGAAAACCUAUAUAACUCUGGCCAGUCAGCGGACUAUCACAAUUCACAACAGCAGUAACAUCAUUGCCCAUUUCCAGUGGAAGAUAUUUGCUACCCAAGAAGAGGAGAAUGGGGAAAAGCAUAGGGUCUGUGAUGAUCUGAACAAAGAAGAAAAAUGUGAAACUGAUGCAUUUCUUGAAGAGUGCAUUAUUGAUCCUUCACUCCGAGAACGUCUUUCCAUUCUCUCUCGUACCUUUGAGAAUCAAAGGAGGCGGGUUCAGGGAGAUAGCAUGCUCUUCCUGAAUAACAUUUUCACAAUUGAGCCCCUGGAAGGUGAUGUCUGGCCAAACUCCUCAGCUGAAAUCACAGUAUAUUUUAACCCUCUGGAAGCCAAGCAGUACCAACAGACUGUAUACUGCGACAUUUCAGGCCGAGAAAUCCGCUUGCCUCUCCGAAUCAGAGGUGAAGGAAUAGGACCUAAGAUUCACUUCAACUUUGAAUUGCUUGACAUUGGGAAAGUCUUCAUUGGAUCUGUUCAUUGCUAUGAGGCAGUCAUGUCCAACAAAGGCAGCAUCGAUGCCCUCUUCCAUGUGGUCCCUACAACCUCAGCCUUGGGGUCUUGCUUUGUUUUCAGUCCCAAAGAGGGCAUCAUUGAGCCAAGUGGAGUCCAAGCUGUCCAGAUCUCCUUCAGUUCUACCAUCCUGGGGUACUUCGAAGAAGAGUUCCUGAUUGAUGUCAAUGGGACACCAGAGCCUGUGAAACUGACCAUUAAAGGCUGUGUCAUUGGGCCUACCUUCCAUUUUAAUGUCCCUGCUCUGCACUUUGGGGAUGUUUCCUAUGGGUUUCCUCAUACCCUGAUCUGUUCCCUGAAUAACACAUCUUUGAUUCCUAUGACCUAUACAUUGCGUAUCCCUGGAGAUGGCACUGGCCCAAAAAGUGUUCCAAGUUAUGGGCAGAUCUCAGACAACAGCAGACAGUCUUGGACCAGUGAAGAAACACCUGUAAUAAAACCAAAGGAAUUCACCAUCGCUCCCAGCCAUGGAACAAUUCGCUCCCAGGCAUUUGCUGCUAUCAGGGUGACCUUAUGCUCCAACACUGUGCAGAAAUAUGAGUUGGCAUUGGUGGUAGAUGUGGAGGGCGUUGGAGAAGAAGUGCUGGCGCUCCUCAUUACAGCCAGGUGUGUUGUACCUGCCCUCCAACUGGUUGAUACGGAGGUGAACUUUGGGCGCUGCUUCCUAAAGUACCCCUAUAAGAAGACAAUCCAGCUUGUCAAUAAUGACGACCUCCCAGGAUGUUACGCCGUCCUGCCUCAGGUUUAUGAGAACUCGCCUACUGUGCUGCUUUCCAGCUCUAGCCCCUGUGGGGUCAUCUGUCCCCAUAGCACUGUACAUAUACCACUGACUCUGGAGACUCAGGCUAUUGGAGAACACGGGUCCAAGGUUUAUAUCUCCAUUUUGGGGAGCCAGGACCCCCCUCUGGUUUGUCAGGUAAAGAGCAUUGGAGAAGGCCCAGUCAUCUACAUACAUCCUCAUCAAGUUGAUUUUGGCGAAAUCUAUGUCUUAAAGGACUCUACGAGGAUCCUCAGCCUAUCCAAUCAGUCCUUUAUUCCUGCAUACUUUCGGGCAUACAUGGCAAACAAAAAAUCCCUGUGGACAGUUGGACCCUAUGAAGGCAUGGUUCCCCCAGAAACCGAUAUUGCCCUGGAACUGACUGCCAACCUGAAUGAUAUAUUAACAUUCAAAGACACAGUUGUUGUGGAGGUUAAAAAUAGCAAUACCUAUCGGAUCCCUGUCCAGGCUUCAGGAAUUGGUUCUACCAUUGUUUCAGAUAAGCCUUUUGCUCCAGAACUCGAUUUGGGAGCACAUUUUAGCCUGGAUAUCUACUAUUACAACUUCAAGUUGACCAACAAAGGACGUCGAGUCCAACAGUUGUUCUGGAUGAAUGAUGAUUUCCACCCCCAGGAAAAGCAGAACAAAAAGGGACAAAUGACAAAAGGAAAGCCCAGGGGCUCCCAGGAGCCCAAAGAUCCAGAGACCCCUGUGUUUCAGCUGCAUCCCGUUAGGAUGGAGCUGUACCCAGGCCAGACAACAGAUGUGACACUAGAGGGCUAUUCUGCGACUCCCAGGAAAGUUAAAGAAAAGUUGGUGUGCCACGCCAUCGUUGGAGCCCAGAAGGGAAAGAGCUUGGUGAUGUCAGUGAAUAUCAUCUGUGAGUUUAUAGCACCUCUAAUCCAGCUCUCCAGCAAGCAGCUCUCAUACCGCCUGGAGAAGAAACCGAAUAUUGUCCUGGAGCCUAGUUAUCAGCCCGUGGUCAUAAAGAAUAUUUCCACCUUGCCUGUGAACAUAUUUCUCUCCACAGCUGGACCCUUCUGUAUAUGUGAGAAUGACAAAUCGCUGCUUCCCAUAAUUCCUAAGCCUAUUAAGUUGAAUAUCAAUGAAGAAAAAAGCCUACUGAUCAAAUUUGACCCUAACUUCAAACGUGAUUUAAACAACUGGGUGUCAGAAGAAAUUCUGUCAAUUAAGUACGCUGAACAUCCUCAGGUAGAUAGCCUGAAGCUGCGUGGAGAAGUGUGUUACCCCAACCUCAUCUUUGAAAUGACAGAGGUGAAUUUUGGCUGUAUCCUGAAUGACACAGAGAUGACUCACUCAAUUACAGUCUCCAACUACAGCCCUUUGGUUGUGAAGUUCCGAUGGUUCUUCCUGAUGGGUGACCAGGAGAAUCAGAUAAGGUUUGUGCCAUGGCAGAAGAAGCACUUCAGUAACCCCAUGUCCCACUUAGGGUCGGUCCCAGCAACAUCAGUAACCACUAGCUGGCCAGCAGUCGCAAUGGGAAACACCCCAGAUAUGGAUUUGAGUGAUUCUAUUAAGACUAUACUGAUAAAUGACGAUGCUAGACCUGAAGAAAAAGAGCUCAAGAAAACUAAAGCAACCACCUUGAUCUCAGAUAGAAUGAAAAAUGGUCCUACUGAUACAAAUAAAAACCAGAGCCAAGCAGAAUUUCGGGAACUCCUAUGGAACUUGGAACUAGAGGACAUGCUUUCCAUUGGGAUAGAAGAAGUGUUUGACAUUUUGCCCCUCUAUGGUAUCCUGUGGCCACACAGCAGCCAGAAGAUAUUUUUUACCUUCUAUGGACAUUGUGAUAUAGUUGCCCAGGCAAAAGUUAUGUGUGAAGUGGAAGGAGGACCCACCUAUGAAAUAACACUGAAGGGAGAGGCAUCCCUGGUCAGCUAUUCCUUUGACACCAAGGAUAUGAACUAUGGAUUACAGCUAUUUGACCAUACCACAGAGCGUCGAAUCACACUGAAAAACACUGGGAAAGUUGGCUUCGAGUACAAGGUUCUCAAUAACUACAAGUCCUCACCAGACAACCUCCUCCCUGGGGUGCCACUCAUUCUGCCUCUCAAGGGUUUUAUCAGUUCAAAUCAAGAGCAUGUGUUGAAAGUUUACUACUUACCUGGAAUACCUGAAGUCUUUCAAAGGAGCUUCCAGAUACAGAUCGCCCACCUGGACCCAGAAAAUAUCACACUGAGUGGAGAGGGCAUCUUUCCCCGAAUCUGCCUCGACCUCCCCAGGAACCUCCGAGGCAAUGAAAGGUAUGCGACCUACUUGGAUCAAGCAAAAAAAAAUAUAGAAAGAGAGUACAACAAAUAUGACAUUAUCGAUCACUUUGAUAUUAUUGAGGAAGUGCCUGAUGAUGAAUCUACUGAGUUAAGUGCUCAUCUCCAGAUGGAAGUAGAGCGACUGAUAGUCCAAGAGUUUGCCCUAGAUCGUCAAAAAACAAUUAAUUCUACAGAUGACACGUGCUUCAGCCAUAAAGGUCACCGCAGACUAGCCAGAAUUCACCUACCAGAGUAUAUCCUGGACUUUGGCCACAUUGUCCUUGGUGAUGUCCGAACCCACAUCAUCAAGAUCACCAACACCAGUCACUUUCCAGUGUCCUUCCAUGCAGAAAAGCAUGUCCUUCAUGAUACAGGCUUCAGUACUGAACUAGAUCGUGUAAAGAAUCUACCUUAUUGUGAAACAGAAACAUUUGAAAUGAGAUUCGACCCCCAAGGGGCCAAUCUUCCUGUGGGAAACAAAGAAAUUAUUCUCCCCAUUAAGGUGGUUGGAGGGCCAACAGUUUACAUCAUUCUCCGAGCCAAUGUGACCAUUCCAACUAUGUCAUUGUCUUGUGGAAAAGUGGAGUUUGCCACAAUUCAGUGUGGACAGUGCAUGGUAGAAACUAUUCAACUCUCCAAUCAUCUGCAAGUUCCUUGUGAAUGGUUUAUCCAGACCCAGAAGCCUGUUAAUAAGCUGGAGAAACACAUGCCAAAAUACUUAAGACGGAAACUGCGUGCCGAAUUAAAACCAAAGACACGGAUCUUUGAGAUCCAACCUACUUCUGGAAUCUUGGAUCCUGGUGAGAGGUCCAAUGUGCAGGUGAAAUUCAUGCCAAAAGAAGAGAAAUUCUACAGCCAAACUCUAGUUUUCCAGAUUGGCCAGAGUUCUCAAAGGCUUACUCUUCUUGCAAAUGGACAAGGUCUGGAACCACGCCUGGAAUUCUGUCCUUCAGUUCUAGAACUGGGGCCAUUGCUGCCUUUUGCAACCGGAGAGGAGGCAGACGUGAUUGUGAAGAAUCCCUGUAAUUUUCCAAUUGAGUUUUACUCCUUAGAAUUUGACCAACAAUAUAUCUUGGAAGAGAAGAUCUUGCGACAACUAAAGGGCUAUGAUUCCUACAAUACCCUACUGCUGCCUCCCCGCACCCCAGGGGAGAAGCUGCCCCCAGAAGUCUACGAGUACUUUAAGGAGGUGAAGAAGUCAAAAGAAGAGCAGAUGAAGGCGAAAUAUUUGGAGAAUCUGGCACAGGAAACUGAAGAGGAAGAUAUAACCAUAUCAGAUCAGGGAACCUCUGCUAGCACGAAGAGGACAUCGCUCAGCCGAGGGAUCUCUCUCACAUCCAACAUAGAAGAGCGGCACAAUCCCUUGGACCCCAGAAUCUACCCAGAUGAAGAUGAGGAUGAGGAAAGCCUGGAAAGAGUGUUGUUUCCAACUGACAAGAUUCAGAGCGUUGAGAGCCACUCCGUGGAAGAGGUAGGGGAGGUAGAAAACAACCCUGUGAACAAGGCAAUUGCUCGCCACCUGGGCAUUGAUAUUUCUGCAGAAGGUCGCAUGGCCAAGAGCCGGAAAGGCAUCGCCAUUAUCAUCCAUGGAACACCCAUGUCAGGAAAGACAGUCAAUGCUGUCAGCAUAGCCAAGUAUUACAGUGCAGCCUGCUUGAACAUUGACUCUGUUAUCCUGGAAGCUAUGUCAGAUAGCAACAGUGGCCCUGGCAUCCGUGCCCGUGAGCUCUGCAUCCGGGCUGCAAUAGAACAGUCCAUGAGAGAAGCAGAAGAGAUUGCCCAGGAAACUUCUCUGAACCAAAACAUUGUAGGACAAACACCACGACUGAGUAGUGAGAACUUGGGCAAACCUACCUCAGAUAUAACCUUGGCCACCCUGGACAUUAAACCUACUAAGACUGUGCGUGGGAGCCUCAUGCUCUCCAAAGGCAAACCGGACAGCCAUGGCUCUGGGUCACAGAAACAGCAUCACCAGCACCAAUCCGAAACAUCACAGGUACAGAUUUCCUCCAGCCCUCUCCUCUUGGGACCUACACAGCGCAGGCUCAGUGUCAGUGCCAGUAUUGGAGGGGAGACUGGUCUGAUGAGCUGCGUGCUCCCUGAUGAACUUUUCAUACAGAUCCUGUCAGAGCGAAUACAGCUGAGUGACUGCUAUCGAGGAGUGGUGUUUGAUAGCUUGGAUACACUGUUUGCUCGGAAUGCGCCUGCCACCCUUCUCUGCCUGCUAAAGGCCAUCGGCAGCCGGGAACAUAUAUAUUUUCUCAAUAUGGCCCAGGAUUACACAACCAUGAAGGCCCAGGAGAAGGCAAAAAAGGAACAAGAAGACCGCAAACGCAAGGAAGCUCUGGAGAGAGAGAAGUCACGUCUCCAAAACAUGGAUGAGGAAGAAUAUGAUGCCUUGACAGAGGAGGAGAAGCUAGCCUUUGACAGGGAGGUGCGGCAGGUUCUCCGAGAAAGGAAAAAGAGGGAACUUGAGAGGCUAGCCAGGGAGAUACAAGAAAAGAAGCUACAGCAGGAGCUGGAGCGACAAAAGGAAGAAGAUGAGCUGAGACGGAAGAACAAAAAGCCCAAGCAAGGCCUCAUGAAGGAGGAGCCUCCCAUGAAGAAACCACCACCACCACAAAACAAGCAGGGUCCAACAACCACCAAACUCGAUAUCAAGGUAGAGUCAGUAGAAAGGAAAGUUUCUGUGAGGGAACAAGCAGUUGCCGAGAAGGAAGAGCCCAGCAAGAAAAAGAAGCUCACAGGAGAUCUCAAUACACCAGGAUUUCCUUAUGUUCAGGAUCAAGAGGACAGCGAAGGGGACUUCCUAAAGGAAAGUGACAGGCAGUUGGCCCAGAAGUUUAAACUCUAUGAGUUGUGUUUAAAGGACAUCCAGACCAUCCUCACAUACUGGGACCGGAAGCAAGGAAUUCAGCUGCCUCCUGCAGGGAUGGAAGAAGUGUCCCAUGACGCUGAUGACCAGCGCCAGGCCCCCUCCAGUGGGCGUCGGGGCCGCAAGGACCGGGAGAGGGAACGCUUGGAGAAGGAGCGGGCUGAGAAGGAGCGCCUGGAAAGGGAAAAGGCCGAGAGGGAGCGCCUGGAGAAGCUUCGGGCCAUGGAAGACCGGAGUGAUGUGGAGGGAGAAAUGGAAGAGGACCAUGAGGGGAAGAAGGACCUUGGGGUGCCAUUCAUCAACAUCCAGACUCCGGACUUCGAUGGCUCCAGCUGGAAGCAGGCCCUGGAGAAUGGCCGCCUUCCCAAAGGAGACCAGAUCCUGGACAUCUUGGGCCUGGGGUCUUCUGGACCACCCACCCUACCUCCUGCCCUGUUCUCAAUCAUCUCUUACCCUGUGAAGCGGCCACCCUUGCCCCCCACAGAUGUUCUCAAACACUUUGUGUUCGUGCUCCCACUAUCUGAUGACUUCUCCCUGAUAGAGGAGAAAAAAGAGCUAGAAACAGAUAUAGAACCUGCAUCUAGCACAACCACAUCCAAGACCCAAGAAGAACAGACCGCUUCAGCUAAGGGAGGCAAAAUGAAGCUGAAAGAAAAAGUAGAACCAACCCGUGAGCUUUCAAAGGACAAACGUCGCAUGGUCUUCAAGAAAAUCAAUACUGGGGGAAGUACAGGGAGCGGGGCCCCACUGUCAGACAUGGACCAGAACAACUUAAGUGGCCAGCAUUCCCAAGAGAAGCUUACCAGACUGAAUCACUUCCGAUGGAUCGUGCCAGCCAAUGGAGAGGUGACAUUACGAGUACAUUUCUCUUCUUCAGACCUUGGAAACUUUGACCAAACAUUUAACUUUGAGAUCCUUGGAACUCGUCGCCAGUACCAGCUUUACUGCAGGGGUAUCUGCACUUACCCCUACAUUUGCCAAGACCCAAGAAUUGUGUUCCCUCAACGGAGGAAGUCCAUAAAGCCAAAUGAAUUCAUCUUUAAGACAUUUAUUACAAGCAUGGACAAGUUUUACUUUGGGCCACUGCUUUGUGGGAAAACAAGAGAUAAGUACAAGUCAUCCUUGUUCCCAGGCAACAUGGAGGCACUGACAAUCCUGAACAAUUCCCCAAUGGAGGUAGAAGUGUUUUUCUGUUUUCAGAAUGAUACCAAAGCAACUACCUACUUUCUGGAGCCCAUGAACAUGAUUCUGAAACCCAAUGAGAAGCAGCUGCUAAAUGUAUGGGCCUACCCUACUGCCGUUGGUAUCUUUGAAGACAACAUUGUCUGCUGCAUCAAGGAGAACCCAGAGCCAGCUAUCUUCAAAUUACAAUGCCAGGGGAUCCGCCCAGAACUAGAGCUGGAGCCCAAGCAAUUACAUUUUGACCGACUUUUGCUACACAGAAAAGAUUCCAAGGCAGUUCUUCUCCACAAUAUCACGCCCCUGCCUGUGGCCUGGCGGAUCACCAGCCUGGAACACUUGGGUGAUGACUUUACCACAUCCAUGAUGCAGGGAACUAUACCACCCAAGGAAGAAUUUACCCUACAAGUGCAUUUCCAGCCCUCCAAGCCCGUCAAUGUCAAGAAGGCUAUUCGGUUGGAGAUUUUGGAUGCAGAUAAUCUUGUUGGUGUUGUACAAAUUGAAAACAUCAUGAUCUUUGCAGAAUCAUAUGAUAUUGCUCUGGACAUCACCUUCCCCAAAGGAGCUGAAGGAGGCCUUGACUUCGGGACGCUGAGGGUCAUGGAGGACGCGAAACAGCCCCUUUCUCUGAAGAACCGUGGGAAAUAUGAGAUCAUGUUCAGCUUUUCGGUGGAGUCCUUAGGGAUAGUGCCAGGCAAUAUAAACUCUAUGAUCUCAAUUCAGCCCAGAAAGGGAUCAUUGACUCUCUCAGAAAAGGCCACAAAUGUUCAAGUGUAUUUUCGUGCAAGAAAGGAAGUGAAGAUCGAGCACCAGCCCAUCUUGCGUUGUCAGAUCAUUGAGCCCAGUCUUUCAGAUGGAGGUGAGAUCAUUGCCAGCAUCCCAAUUAAGUUUUCUGUGCACGCAGUGUACUCCAAAUUCAGCAUCAGCCCUUCCUCCAUCAUCAACUUUGGGGCGUUGAUCUGUGGCACUCGCAGGAGCAGCUCCUUCACCAUAGAAAACCUAGGCAUUACUGACUUCAAGUUUGCCCUCUACAGGCUGACAGGGGAAAGCACCAUGCAUCAAAAGAGAGGAACUGGCCACAUGAAACAUGGGAGAACGCGGGAAAGUGAGACCUUCUUCAAGCCCAGUGGUCCUAAAACAGCCAAGUUCUCGGAAGCAAUGCAGAAAGAUGUAAAUACCUCAAAUCAGUCGCGGUUCACGCAUGGCAUGUUCACUGUGUACCCUGGGUUUGGCACCGUCUCUUCUGGAGGACAACAGAUCAUUACUGUUGACUGUGUGGCUGACCCUGUGGGAAAAUGUGAGGAGUAUUUAGCCAUCGAUAUCUCUGACAGAGAACCUAAAGAAUAUCCUGCUGGUAUUCCUUACACUCUGCUUGCCGAAGCAUGCCUACCAGCCUUUGUGACCGACAACAAUGUCUUGAUCUUUGAGGAGCACCAAAUCUGUACCAGCUCCAAUCUGUACCACAUCCUGCAGACCAUACAGAGUGGGGGACUCUACGUGGAGGAUGAGAACAAGUUCAUCUUCUGUAAUGUCCUGGUGGGCCAUCAGGCCAAGGCUCGGAUCAAGAUCAGCAAUGUGGGCAAGAUUUCCUGUGAUGUCAACCUUGUAGUUAAGCCCAUCUCCAGUAAGGCUACUGCCCGCAUCACCGAAAUCUUUGAUGUGGAACCCAACAAGAUGUGUGUUGGCAGUCGCUCACAUGCCUUUGCAACAGUACUCUUCACCCCACAGGCCAUGCAGACCUACCAGUGUGUCUUUGAGGCCACACUGGAAGGCUUGCCCAGCAACCUGGCCAGGAGCCGAGGUCUUGUGUUUGAUAUUGUUGGUGAAGGGACUCUGCCUCGAGUGACUGUGGUCCGGCCAAUUCUCUAUAACCAAUUAGGAAACCCCUUGCUCCUCUUCAAGAGGCUUCGGCUUGGUCAAUCAGAGAAACUACCUCUCAUUCUCAAAAACAACGGUACCAUUGCUGCCCAGUUGCAUGUGGACCUUCGGGACCAACUGGGAGUCUUCUCCCUGAAAGGGAGGCCCACCACUUCCUAUAUCUACAUCACAGAAGAAAACAAACCCAGUGAGAAAGCAAAAAAAGCCCACACAGCAUCCUUGAUUGUUGCUCCUGGAGACACAGCUGAAUUUGAGGUCUUUUUUCACUCCCAGAAGAUUGGGAGGAUGACAGGUAUCAUCCAUUUGUCAGUGAUCAACAACCAGUAUGAGGAGACCAUUAUCCACCUAAUAGGUGAGAGCUAUGAAGAUGACAUCACCUUGGACAACAUCCAUGGGCUAAUGACUUCCACCAGCCAAGAGGCCUCAGAUGUGUCUGAGGUCCUAGAGAUCGCUGAGGAAAGUGCCAUGGAAGACUUGAUAGCAGCUGCUCUGAUAGACCACAUCCAGUUUGGGUAUUGCCAUAUUGGAACUGGAUAUAAUGUGAGCUUCACCAUCACUAAUCACAGCAAAGCAAAUGUGAUACGGUUUGAAUGGCCUGUUUUAGCUACACUGACUUUCUCACCACAGGUAGGCCACCUCCACGCUGGCUGUGCCAAAGAUGUAGUAGUGACCCUGAAGUCAGAUUUGCCCAUCAGCCUGAAGAAAAUGAGUGUCAAGUGCAAGCUCUCCAGGAUCAUGUUUCAGCAACCUGCAGAGCAGGUCUCCGACUGGGAUGACCGCAUGCGCACAGUCAAGUGGGUAGAUACAGUCAGAGCUGCACCUGGGACUCUGGCUAUAAAACGAAAGGUAAUUGAGACGGAUCCUGAGCCUGCCCACUCUGUACUAGAAGAAAACUACGGAGAACUUCGGAUUCAAGUCAGUGCCAUUGUGGAUUACGCCGCAUACCACUGCCAAACAAAUGACAUAUGCUUUAAGGAAACGCUGGUUUAUCAGACCCGAGUGUUUGAGCUGGAUCUGGUUAAUUUAGGACAAGUACAGUUAGAAUUCAACUGGGCCUCAGAAGACACCUCAAAGUCGGUCAGCUUUGCCAUGCCAGAAAACCAAGGUAAUACUCCAAAAGAUCAGCUUAGCCAAGGCACAGGCAGCACCCUGGACAGUGUGGACCACUGGAGUGAAAGUUCUCCUUCUCCUUUCUCUGUGGAGCCCUCCUCAGGCAGUGUGCCUGUGGGGAAGACUCAGAAGCUCAAAGUGAAAUUCUCCCCACUGGACAUUGGAGAAUUUGAGAGCAACCUUUUCUGCCAGAUUCCGAACCUGCCACCUGGACAGCAGGGUCCAACCAUAGUAGCAAAAGGGCGAAGUGCCUUACCCGUAUGCCAUUUUGACCUGAAAGACUCAGACUAUAUCACCGGGCAUCGGCGCAACCCAGAGCUCCGAGGGUCUGGUGUGGGGCCUCUGGAUCCAAGCACCAAGGUGAUUGAGUUCACCAGUGUGGGCAUAGGAGGAAAGAAUCUCCGGACCUUUACAAUCCUGAAUCCAACCAGUAGCACCUACUCCUUCUCCUGGGUCUCUGAAGAACCUGAAAGUUUCCAGAACAUUCCGGCCUUCACAUGCUUGACAGAAAAGGGCUUCAUCCACCCUGAAAAGAAAGCUGAGAUUGUGUUCCAGUUCACGCCUUCUCACCUGGACAUCACGGAAGCUCUGUGGACUUUCUUGAUUCCUGAACACAACAUCUCAGUACCCUUCCUGUUAGUGGGCAAAACUACUGAUCCUCUCAUCUCUCUGGACAAGUCACACCUCAACUUCAGUUCUCUCCUCAUUGGCAGAGAAGCCAGGGAGUCUGUGCAGAUGAUCAACAAGGAGGAGCAAGGGUUCAGCUUUGCCUUCCUCGACAACUCUCGGUAUUCUGAAGGGUUCAGCAACAGUCUGGUUGUAUGUCCCAUGGAAGGCUGGAUUGCACCACUGUCCAGGUUCCCAAUUGAUAUUUUCUUCACACCAACGCAAGAAGGAGAGGUGAACUUCAAUUUGAUCUGCAAUGUGAAAAAGAAAGCCCACCCUCUGACAUUAAAUGUCAAGGCUGAGGGCUAUACUAUGAAUGCAGAAGUCAGGUUCAAGGACAGGAAUGGCACCAUCACUAUCUUGACACCCAACCAGACCAAUAUCGCCAAUUUCUAUGAGGUGGAAUUAAAUGAGUGUAGCCAAUGUGAAUUCAGCCUUAUCAACACAGGAAAGUUCAGCUUUAGUUUCCAGGCAGAACUUUCUGGGCCUAAAAGCCUGUUACAGUACUUGGAAUUUUCACCCACUGAUGGUUCUGUGGACAUAGGGCAGAGUGAGCAUGCUGUACUAUGCUUCCAGCCAUUUCAGAAAUGUGUCUUGAAGGGCCUGGAACUCAAAAUUAAGAUCAACCAUGGCCCAACAUUCACAUGCAGCAUCAUAGGCUGUGCUGUGAGUCCAGCGGUCCAUUUCUCCUUUACCAGCUAUAACUUUGGAACAUGCUUUAUCUACCAAGCUGGGAUGCCCCCAUACAUACAGAUGCUGGUCAUCACCAACAAGGAAGAAACAGCCAUGAGCAUAGACUGUUUAUACACCAACACCAACUACCUGGAGGUAGACUUCCAUGUGGAUGUGAUAAAACCAGGAAUGACACUGGAGGUUCCAAUCAUCUUUUAUCCCAGAGAAAAUAUCAACUACCGAGAACUCAUCCCCUUUGAAAUCAAUGGACUUUCUCAACAAAUAGUUGAGAUCAAAGGGAAAGGUGCAGAAAUGAAAGUUUUGGUCAUAGAUCCAGCCAAUAAGAUUGUGAAGUUAGGAGCUGUCCUGCCAGGACAAGUUGUAAAGAAAACUAUUACCAUCAUGAACAACAGCCUGGCCCAAAUCACAUUUAACCAAUCAGCCCUGUUCUCUACUCCAGAACUUCAGGAACCCAAGGUCAUCAACUUGGUGCCUUUCCAAAACAUCACCUUGAAGCCCAAAGAAAUCUGCAAAGUGGAAAUCACCUUUUCCCCCAAGAAGCGUGUGCCUCCCUUCUCUGAGGAGGUAUUUGUGGAAUUCUUGGGGAUUCUGUACCCCCUCUUCCUUCUCACCGGCUGCUGCCAGGCUUUGGAGAUCUCCCUGGACCAGGAACAUCUUCCCUUUGGACCAGUCGUGUACCAGACACAAGCUACACGCCGCAUCCUUAUGUUUAAUACUGGUGACGUGGGCGCAAGGUUUAAAUGGGAUAUCAGAAAAUGUAAGCCUCAUUUCUCCAUCAAGCCAGAUGAAGGUUACAUCACUGCAGGCAUGGAGGUUUCUUUCGAAGUGACCUACCAUCCCACUGAGAUGGGAAAGGAGAGUCUCUGUAAAAACCUGCUCUGCUUCAUCCAGGGAGGCAGUCCUCUGUACCUCACCCUAUCUGGGGUCUGUGUAGGACCACCUGCAAUAAAAGAGGUGGUGAAUUUCACCUGCCAAGUCCGCUCCAAACACACACAGACCAUCAUGUUGUCAAACCGCACCAACCAGACCUGGAAUCUGCACCCCAUCUUUGAAGGCGAGCAUUGGGAAGGGCCUGAGUUUGUCACCCUGGAGGCCCAUCAGCAAAACAAGCCCUAUGAGAUCACAUAUAGACCCCGCACCAUGAACGUGGAGAACCGCAAGCACCAGGGCACCCUCUUCUUCCCCCUCCCAGAUGGGACGGGCUGGCUGUAUGCUUUGCAUGGAACUGCUGAACUCCCCAAAGCUGUAGCCACCAUCUCCCGAGAAGUGCCGUGUAAGACACCCUACACAGAGCUUCUGCCGAUCACGAACUGGCUGAACAAGACCCAGAGAUUCCGGGUCGUUGUGGAAAUGGUGAAACCAGAGAAGCCCGACCUAAGCAUUACCAUGAAGGGCCUGGAUUACAUUGAUGUGCUGUCUGGCUCCAAGAAAGACUACAAACUGAACUUCUUUUCCCACAAGGAAGGGCUGUACACUGCAAAGGUGAUCUUCCGGAAUGAGACAACCAAUGAGUUCUUGUUCUACGUGGUGAGUUUUAGAGUCAUCCCUUCAGGCACCAUCAAAACCAUUGAGAUGGCCAGCCCCAUCCGCCAGAGCACAUCAGCCUCCAUUAAGAUGGAGAACCCCUUGCCCUACUCAGUGACCUUCUCCACGGACUGCAGGGUGCCUGACAUCAGCCUGCCCUCCCAGUUUGUCGUCCCUGCCAACUCUGAGGGAGUAUUCUCAUUUGAAUUCCAACCUCUGAAAGCUGGAGAAACCUAUGGAAAACUUACUUUGCACAACAGUGAUUUGGGUUCUUAUCAGUAUGAGCUUGUUAUGAAGGCUUUGCCAGCAGUUCCUGAGAAGCCUGUCCACUUCCAGACUGUUCUUGGAAGCAGCCAAAGUGUUUUUGCCAAGUUCACCAAUUAUACACGGCAGAAGACAGAGUACUACUGCAGGACAGACAGUCCAGACUUCCACACGGAAAGAGUCAUUAGUGCAGCCCCAGGAUCCCAGGGCGGCACUGAAGUCAGCGUGGAAGUCUUCUUUGAACCCAGCCACCUGGGUGAGACCAAGGGCUUCCUGAUCCUGUCGUCACUUAUAGGUGGCGAGUAUACCAUCCCCCUCUUUGGAGUAGCUCUGCCUCCCAAGCCUCAGGGCCCCUAUGUGAUCCGUGCUGGGUACAACAUAGUGAUCCCCUUCAAGAACGUCUUCCUGCAUACAGCGAAUUUCUCCUUCAUUGUGGAGAAUCCAGCCUUUGCCAUCCGUGCUUCAGACUCUGUGCGGCCCAAGAAGAUCAACAACAUCACAGUCUACUUUGAGGGAAACACUUCAGGCAGCAAAACCCCUAUCACCACCAAACUGAUUGUGAUGUGUUCUCAGGGGGAAAGCGGUGAUAGUGGAAUUAAAUGGGUUUAUUACCUGAAGGGGAUCACCCCUUAGAUG